GAGGAGGGGCGGUGACAUCUGACGGCGUGCCGGCAGUGACGUCACGCGGCGCGCGACACGGCAACGGCGCGCGCCGGGGCCCUGCGUCGCGCGUUCCCUCUCCUCGCCGCCCGCGUGAACCGUGGUGACCCCGCUCGUCGCGAUUCAUCAUCGACACGGGCGGCGGCGUCGUCGUCGUCUUCAAAUAAUCGCCGUCGUCACCGCCUGCAGGCAACCGUGCGUAGAGAGAGAGAGAGAGAGGGACGCAGAAGGGCCCUGCUCCGGCCUCCCCACCCGGCGGCUGGCACGAUGCCAGGCGCCCGGCGCAACCCGUCCACGGAAGCGCACGCCGAAACCGCCGCCGCCGUCACGAGCAGCGGCAUCCCCGUGCCGCUGGCGCCGCGACCUCGCGCCGCCGGCACCCGCGCCGCUGCUACCGCGCCUCAUGAUCGUGCUGGCGUGGCUGUUUGUCAGUGAGGCGCUGCCGCUGGUGCUACGCUUGGCGUGCGCGCUCAUGGGCAACUCGUGCGUGUGCCGCCAGGAGGAGGUGGACGAGCAGGACGAGGGGAGCGGCCGUGACGGGGGCUCUCCGGGGGCCCGUGCCGGUGGUGGUGGUGGGGGCGGUCGGGCGGCCCCUCCUUCCGCCGCCGCCGCCGCCGGCGUGGCCAACGGGGGCGGGGUGACGCGCUCGCGCUCGCGGGACCUGAGCCGCCCGCCGCGUCGCGGCAGGGGGCCCAGCGACCCGCCGCGCAAGAAGCUCAACGUGGACGGCCUCGUGCUGGAGACGCUCAACCUCAUCCGCACGCUCGUGGACAAUGACCAGGAGCCCCCGUACUCCAUGAUGGCCCUGCACGAGCUGGCGGAGCAAGAGCCCGGAUGGCUGGAGCUGGUGCAGUCGCUCAUCCGGGUGAUUCCUCUGGACGAUCCCCUGGGCCCUGCCGUCAUCACCCUCCUGCUGGACGAGUGCCCUCUCCCCACCAAGGAGUCCCUGCUGCGCCUGUCUGAGAUCCUGCAGUUGGACGAGCAGGUGGCACGCACGGACCUGUCCAACCCGGCGCGCCACCGCAACACCGCCGCCGUGCUGGGCUGCCUCGCCGAGAAGCUCGCCGGUCCCACAAGCAUCGCCCUGCUGUCUCCGGGAACACUCGGCUACCUGCUCGAGAGCCUGAACCUGCAGUCCCAUCCCACGGUGAUUCUCUUCUCUCUCAUCGCGCUGGAAAAAUUCGCUCAAACGACGGAGAACAAGGUGACGGUGGGUCGCUCGCGGAUCUCCGAGCAGCUCAAGGUGCUGGAGGCGUGGGUGAACAGCCCGGAGUUUGCGCGACGCCAGGUCGGCUUCUGUGCCCAGUGGUGCCUCGACAAUCUCUUCGUGAAGGAGGGGCGGCAGUUCACGUACGAGCAGGUGGACCUGAGCGGGAUCAGCGCGAUGCUCAACAGCAACGACGUGAGCGAGUACCUCAAGAUAUCGCCACACGGCCUUGAGGCGCGGUGCGACGCGUCGUCGUUUGAGAGCGUGCGCUGCACGUUCUGCGUGGACUCGGGCGUGUGGUACUACGAGGUGAUGGUCGUGACAUGCGGCGUCAUGCAGAUCGGCUGGGCAACGAAGAACAGCAAGUUCCUCAACCACGAAGGUUACGGGAUCGGAGAUGAUGAAUACUCGUGUGCGUACGACGGGUGCCGUCGCCUCAUUUGGUACAACGCCAAGAGCAAGCCCCACGCACACCCCUGCUGGAAGGAAGGAGACACAGUCGGCUUUCUCCUGGACCUCAACAAGAAGCAAAUGGUGUUCUCCCUCAACGGCACGCCGCUGCCGCCCGAGAAGCAGGUCUUCGGAUCGGCAUCGUCGGGCUUCUUUGCGGCCGCGAGCUUCAUGUCCUACCAGCAGUGCGAGUUCAACUUCGGCGCGCGGCCGUUCAAGCACCCGCCCGCCGUGCGCUUCUCCACCUUCAACGAGUGCGCGACGCUCAACAGCCAGGAGAAACUCAUCCUGCCCAGGCACAUGAAGCUGGCCCUGCUGCGGCAGCUGAGCAUCAAAGAGAACUCGUGCUCGCUGUGCUGCGACAACAUGGCCGACACGGAGCUCUUGCCGUGCGGACACCGGGACCUGUGCAUGCCGUGCGCCCUGCAGCUCGAGGUGUGUCCGCUGUGCCGCAAGGACAUCAAAAUGCGCAACGCCGUGCAGCCCUGCUCCUCCUAGCGCCUUGCCCGUCCGGUCGGGGUGAGGGGCCGGCACUCGUUCGCUCACGACCACCCGCACUCCCGCCCGCCCGACCGCCCAACUUGUCCCCGGCAAGCGAGGACCGGCCACUUCGUGCGAGUUUCGCGUGAAGGCUCCCCUCGUGUGCCGGGGAGGGGUCGGUGCGGAAAAACAGCUGAGCGACGCCUGAAGGACUCGACUGGAAGUGGCAGCUCCGGGCCGCCCCGUUUCUCAGUCGCCAUUGGCGCAGGAUGGAGCGGCGGGGCGAGGAUGAGGAACGCGGCACGCGGAUGCGGGCAGUCGACGCACGUGGGGUCAGUUUUUCCCCCGGUCGACUGCGUGGGAUUUAGCGGGUUUUUUUUUUGCGCGCGCCGAGCGGCGGCUUUUCCGGCCGUCGGCCGAUGGGACCCGGCGAUCCGGUGGACCGCGUUGGCGUCCGUCAGGAAUUGAAGCCAACGCAGGUGGACCGCGUCGCACCGGUAGCGAUCGCUUACGGUUCCGUGGGACCUCCGUCAAAUACACACGUGAUAUAUAUAUUACAAAAACAAAAACCAGUGCGAUUAUUUUCAAGCGGCCUGCAACUUGUGGCCACCCGAGAACAGCUUUCCCUUUAGGACCAAAUUUUCAAACGCCUGCUUCUCUUCCCCGGGACACAGUGUGACCCCCGGGACCUUAUCCGGUGGGUGCACGAGCACAGAUGACGUUCGAACGACGGGCGUGGUGGACUCGUAACGAAGAAAGCCUUACGUUGUAACGCCCUCCCCCGGUGUAAGCCUGCGUUCUAAAGAUGUCACUUAUAUUUUUGAUGCAAAUAAGCGGACGAGCGUCGUCAGAUCGGUGUCGCGUGUCCCCCCCCCCCCCCCCCCGUGUCUCUCCGUAUUUUGAGUUUUUGUAAACCCUUCGGCCUCUCGCCCGUGUCUUGCGCAAUCUCUCAAGUGGUUUUCUCUUUUUUUUUGUUUUUUUUAAACAAGUCGUCUGUUCUCACCACUCGCUUGUUGCGUCGAAGAUGUUCAAAGCCUCUCCGCCCUCACGCCAAUCUUCUUGUUUCAUUCCAGCCAGUUCCGGCCACCGUCGCGCGCCACACAGCCACCGAGCCGUUUCCAUUUGGCAGAUUCCCCGUUUGCCUUUUCCGCGAACACAGGGUGCUUCGAAAUGUUUUAACGCUUCUGAGAAUUUUACAACAACAACGACGCCGCAAGAGAUGUGCUGCUGCCUCCGGGCUCUGGAGACCGCCUGGAGAAGAUUCCAGGCAACGCGUUGACAACGCCGGCGAACAAGUGGGAGACUCUUUGACUUUCUGAAGCUAUUAACAUUACAUUUGUUAUCAUGUUACCGUGUGUUACUAUCCGUUAUUUUUUCAUUAAAAACGAUAGUCCCAUAAUAAGUGUUAGCAUUUUUUUUCAAGCACCCUGUAUUGGCGCAAGCGUUCACGUCCCAGUUUUGAAACGGCGAAAGAUUAACAUUACCCGGUUUUUAUUUUUCACGUCGAUACCCACAAAUGAUCACUUCGCUUGCUUCUUUUGUUUACUAUACAUGAACAAGAGGUGAAAAAAAAUACCGAACAUUUUUUUCAUAAUGUGGUUCACCUUUGUUCAGCGAUCAGGGCAGAUGCUGAACCCGUUUUUGUUUAGCACGCACGCCGGCGCCAGCUGGUGUCGCUCCAAUUUAACCUCCCUAAAAGUUUUGUCUACAAGGCCUGAAGAGGAUUAUUAUGACGCUCGUUUACCCAGGAAGGAAGCCUUGCCAAGUUUUGGGGGGGGGGUGAUGAUUGUUGCGUAUAUUCCCUUUGAGUAAUCUGCAGUGUGAUUGUUUCACAAUUCGGGAAAAUGUUUGGCCGUGACCCCCACCGGUCGCACGAUGCGAUGGGGCCCCCCCCCCCCGACUCUUGCGAAUUACAUAGCGUGAUGGUUUUUGGUUUAUUGUUGUUAGUCCUGCCGUGAAGUGGACGUCAUGUGGUAUGUGUUUAGCGUUCAUAAUAACCCCGCCCACGGGGUUACGAACGCCGGAUUGGAGCCGUUAACCGAGCGGUGCGAUGGGGCGGCGAUAGUUGCUUGCCGCCACCGGGGUCACGUCCGUCACCGUCUCCCGAUAUGGGGAAGAAAUGGGCUAAACAACCAGGCCUGAGAAAUGGGCUCAACAACCAGGCCUGAGAAAUGGGCUCAACAACCAGGCCUGAGAAAUGGGCUCAACAACCAGGCCUGAGAAAUGGGCCAAACAACCAGGCCUGAGAAAUGGGCCAAACAACCAGGCCUGAGAAAUGGGCUAAACAACCAGGCCUGAGAAAUGGGCUAAACAACCAGGCCUGAGAAAUGGGCCAAACAACCAGGCCUGAGAAAUGGGCUCAACAACCAGGCCUGAGAAAUGGGCUCAACAACCAGGCCUGAGAAAUGGGCCAAACAACCAGGCCUGAGAAAUGGGC
Messenger RNA from Petromyzon marinus (sea lamprey), 4595 nucleotides. RefSeq names its product ring finger and SPRY domain containing 1 (gene RSPRY1). Gene Ontology annotation, molecular function: ubiquitin-protein transferase activity; protein binding. Lineage: Eukaryota; Metazoa; Chordata; Hyperoartia; Petromyzontiformes; Petromyzontidae. The record is from RefSeq and is a predicted model, not a curated record. Gene Ontology annotation, cellular component: cytoplasm.